Nematostella vectensis (starlet sea anemone) is the source of this 4366-nucleotide messenger RNA. RefSeq names its product putative mediator of RNA polymerase II transcription subunit 26. The transcript is spliced from 5 exons. The record is from RefSeq and is a predicted model, not a curated record. Bases 330 to 3743 code for a protein of 1137 amino acids. Lineage: Eukaryota; Metazoa; Cnidaria; Anthozoa; Actiniaria; Edwardsiidae.
CCAAGAGCGACUCCAGAAUAAUAACCAACCUGCUAAAAUACUGGUGUUAGAUCGCGAGUUGAAUUCUCCUAACCACUCUGAUAAAAAAGUAUUAACAAAGUAAUAAGAACAUACGAUUUCAUAAAAUUAAUGUGACGAGUGAUAACAAUUAAAGCAAUAAGCAAAAGUGGAUUUUUUAUGGGGAAUGGAGAUUCAUAGCUUUCGGAUGGAAAACCUGGAAUAACAAUCAUGUCAAAAUUAUUGGAGUUUAAAGUCUUUUUAUCAGAACAGACGAACAAAAGUAAAGUUAUGAUGGCCAUGGUCACGUGGUACAGGCAAGUCUUGUGUGAAUGAGUGUCUAUGGAAUGGCGCCAAGGCUUGGCAUCACUUUGCUGAUCGCCCUCUUCAACCUCAUACCAUCAAUAGCAUCGGUCCAACGCUGCAUGACUUUCGAUGAGCCGAAGAAUGGUUACGUGGUGUGUGACAGUCUUUUUCGUCUCUUUUGCUCACCCGUCUGCCAUCCCGGAUACCGCUUUGUAACCAAGCCUGCCGUGGUGUACAUGUGCGGACCAGUGACGGGGGAAUGGUUUACGUAUCCUGUGGGGAGUGGGGUGCCUUGGCCAGACUGCAUACCAGAUGAUGGAACCGGUAAAGACAAGAUUGAAGAACAAUUGUCCAAACAAAGAAAUGCUAUCACUCAGCACAUGACUGCCACAGGAAGCACGAUACUAGGGUACAGUCCCGCCAAAAUGGAUCAGGAGGACAGAUUCCAUCACUUAUACGAAUACAUCGAGAAGGCACAAAAAGCCUUCGAAUACAAAGAAAACAUAGAAAAAGAAGCCGAAGCCUUACGCAAACAGCAGCUGGAAAACAGACAUAGUCUCAUUUCCAGUAACGCGCAGUAUCACCCGCAGGGACUGGAGACUUAUCCCUCGAUAAAUGAAUACAAAAAGAACAGUAGAAUGGUGUUUAAAGCUCUUCUCAGCAAGGCAAGCAAGGAUUUAGAUAACUAUAUUCAGGGGAAAACUAAGACCAUACACAAUCUCCCUCAAUCAACUAAAGAAUUAUUUAAAUCUAAAGGGCAGACUCAAAGCAGCAAACGACAAGAUCUAAAUUCUAACGCCGAGCCCGUGAUUAUUGAGUUCCCAAGUGAACCCCAGCUUGAAGAGCUCCAAAAGCAGCUUCAACAAGAGGGGAAUGGCGCCCAGAGCAUAAGCAACCUUGUACAGAAGCAACAGCUAAAAUACAUGCGAAUGCAGAACCCAAACAUCCAAAACAGACCCAUGACUACAUUACCUGGAAAAGGACAACCCGGUGGUGCAGUCCCUGGACGUUUAGCAGCUCAAAUGCAGAACAUGCCUCAUGCCUUGGGAAAUCGUCUGAUGCAAGGAGCGCGAGUUAUGCCGGGACAGGUUCAGACUAAGCCUAGUGCCAUGGUAAUGAGCCCGCUGUACAAUGUAGGCAACGUACAGGGGUUGCCCGCAAAACAGUUAGCAUUAGCACUGGCGAAUCAUUACAGACAAAACAGUUUCUUUCAAAAUGGUCGUCUUUUGCCACUAAUGUUUCAACAAAAGCUUGACGCAAUAAGGUUGGCGAAGAGACCAAUCAAAGGAAGGCCCUUAGGUGCAGGUGUCACUUAUCCUUUACAAAGAGUUCCCGUGCAAAUCAAGGGACCUUCGUACCAAAACAGCGCUGUUAAGGAGAAGGAGGUGAAUGGUUUUAUAGUGAAAGAGCUUGCGCGUGAUAAGGCAUUUAUGAAACAGCUCCAGCUAUGGAAUAACACAGAGAAUCAGAAAGAAAAGGCAGAACAACAGAAAGAACAACAGCAUACCAUACAACCGCCGACUCCUCAAAUGCAGGAGCAGUCAGAAGUAAACCAGAAUAUACUCCCUCAAAAACCACAACAUUCGCCAACACAGCAACAACAACAAGAGCAACAACAACAGAUAAUGCAGAAACAGCAAAAACAAGGAAAGCUGCAGGAACAGCUUGGGCAGCACUUGACUCAGGGGCCGUUACAACAACAACAGCAGCAACUACCAAGGCAACAGAAACAGCAACAACCUUUACAACAACAACAAUCAGCCCCAGAGACGAGGCCCCCGCAGCAGCCGCAACAACAACGAGAACAUUAUCUCCAGAACCAGUCACUAAACGUCACAAAUACACAGAUGCCAGUACAACAAGGAUCAUCAGAGAAUACACAGGUGUCACAAACAGGGGAUUUUCAGGCCCAAAUUGAGACAGUAGAACCGAUACGAAAUAAUACUCAAAAUAAUUCUGAGCAAGCAGAAAAUAACAAUAACAAGCAACCGCAAUCAAAUGUGCAGACAAACGUGGAUGCUUCUUUGGGUCUACAGGUACAGCAGGUCGUUGUGCCAUUAUCAUCCCUCGUGAACACAGGCUCGCAGAUGAUGAACAACCAAACAUCUUCGGAACAAGUUAACUCUCAGGUAAACCCUCAAGCGGCUGGAGAUACUAAACAGCCCCAGGAGAAUACAAGAGGUAAUUCCAAUACUCAAAUAAAUAGCCCAUAUCCAUCGGUAAAUAUGACCACUGAAGGUAGCCAAUAUGCGCCAGGACAAAGUAACUCAACAUAUUUGACUGAAUCUGCUGGAAAUACAACAUCGUAUUCCAAUGGAUACCAAAGCAGUGCGUACCCGUUGAUAAAUCAAACUGACAACAUUAACAAUACAGAAAUGAAUAAAAUGAUCAAUCCGGACAACAGUUCAUCGUGGAAUUCUUCGAUCGAUGGAAGCUCUCAGCAAAAGAUGAAUGCAAGGGAACUUUAUAUGGCUUGGCUGAAAAAAGAACAUGAAAAUGGGGACAAACCCAUGAGCGCUGAGGAAUCGUACAAGCAACAGUACCUACAAUGGCUAGCACGACAAGAGGAAGUCAAAGAAGCGUAUAGAAAAUGGCUUGAUGACUUCAUGAAGUCUGCACGCGAAAAAGAAAUAGCUGAAAAUUCACGUUAUGCUUCGACGCAAGCUGCAACAUCAGCGCCCUAUGCAAGCCCUCCGCCGAGCCCUUACCAGCAAAUUACCAGUCCCCAGGUUAUGCAGUCAACGUUAAGUCCACCGGAUAGUCAAUACAAUCAGCCAUCUGUAAGCACCCAGGGUAGCCUGGACAACCAGCCAAGGGCACAGGGUAGCCUGGACAACCAGCCAAACGCACAGCGUCAGGACAACCAGCCAAACGCACAGGGUAGUCAAGAUGAUACGCAGUCGUCUGGUUCACAGGACAGUACCGCGAGGGACUUAUACAUAGCAUGGCUGGCUAAGCACAAGAUGCCAAUUCCGGACUACGCCCUCGAACCGGACAACACGGAACAGAACACUGCGCUGAACAGACCAAGCCGCGAUUCACAAUCGCACGUAAAGAAUAGCACAAAAUCUAGUGCAUCAAGCCAGUAUCCAGAGACUAUUUCUCAAGCAAUCGGCCUGAAAAACAAUGAGUCAAUUAAACAGGCAAACAAUAUAAAAAAUGUCCUUACAAAAGAGGACUUCUUAGUAAAUGAGACUUCGGCAGUUUUAUCAGAAAACUUUCCUGGAUCUGAAUCAAACAAAAGUAUUGGAAAUGCUUUUACAAAAAAGGGAUCAACAAGAGAUAUUCCAAAAACAUUCUCCUUGAACAUUCCCAAAAAUGAUGGUAUUGCGUCAAACGCGAUACAAAAGGAAAAGUUGUUUUAUUUCCCGAUUAAGAACAAGGAGACAUUUAUUAGUUAUUUAUUGACUAAACACACGAAUGAUAAGAGCAAAUAUUGAAAAGACAUUAUUAUUUCAAUAUUAAUCUAGGAUAGCGACCAAGAUAAAAAAAAUGCAUGUAACGCCAAAGGUAACAUUGCGUGCUCUUAUACAAACGUUUGACGAAAGGUUGUCGUCGUCAAUUGGCUUUGCGGGACUACGCGACAAGCCGGCAUAUAAGCAUGGGUAAAAAAACCCACUGGAGCGCUUAGCUGCAUAUAUUAGCCACCGCUACCAUGUCUAAGGGCGCGCUUUUUUGUGAUUCCGGUAUGAGAAUUAUAAGAAUAGAAAAAGCGCGCGUUCGCUUAUCCCGCGUUCCCAUUCCGGAAUGGAAUGAAGGCAAUUCCACCCAUUCUGCUACCUGUAGCAGAAUGACACAAAUGCCAUUCUAAACAUUCUCUACCAACCAUACCCAUUCCAGAAUGAUAGGAAAAAAACGCGCCCUAAGUCUGAGGUUAUGCAGUGGUAAAUAUAUGCAGCUAAGCGCUUCAGUGGUUUUUUAUCCAUGCUUACAUGCGGGCUUGUUGCGUAGUCGCGAAGCCGGUUUGUUAAACGACUGUGAUAUCGCCUAAGAAACCAUUUUGCAGAAGGCUCGUAGUUAUGUAUAUAAAAUAAAAGAUAAAACUAUUCCCCCUUUUCCCGAA